AUGUCGCUGUCCCAAUGGUUGACUCGGGAUCAAAUGGGGAAGAAAGUAGCGCUUGCUCGGGGUUCUUCCGAGGAUCCGGAGGAUAUCCAUCAUGAAGCAAUGGUGGAUACGGGGAACAUGGAUCUAGCGCAACGUCUCCUAGUCUCGGAGGCGAGGGAACAAUUCCGAGAUGACGAUGAUGGUCAAGACGCGGUCGACAUCCUGACCGUUCCGAUCAGUUACUAUCCGGGGAACAUUUUCGCCGAGGAGAGUCCAUUGGAGGCCUGGCGGAUUCGACCUUCCGUCGCUGAUGGACAAGACUGGCCGAACGUCGAGAAGGCGAAGUCCACCGUAGAGUCGGUGGAAGCUAUUCUCCGAGAUCUCAACGCGCACGGGGUUUCGUUCAUAAUUCCGAAGGAAGACCAGAGGCCUUGGUCACCGCCGAGAGGUUAUCAAUGCGUCUAUGAGUCGUACUUUCAGAACGACACAAAGCUGUGGUUUCCGAUUCCUCGAAUCGUCAUAGCUUACACAUUCCGCAGGGGAGUUGCUCUGAGUCAGUUGAUGAACGGCUCGCUUUGUCUGAUGGUCGUUCUGUCGGUGAUCGCAGCUGAGGCGGGGACAUCGUUGAGCGUAAGAUCGUUUGAGGAGCUGACUUCGGUCUCAAUUUCUGAUGAUGGGCUAGUCUCGACGAGAAUGCGCCCGAACUACAACGUGGUCACCGGGUAUCCGACCAAAACCUCAGAUUGGCAGCGUUCGUACUUCUAUGUGAAGUCGAAUAGGUCGGCGUUUGAGGAACCGCCGAGAUCUAAGGAUUGGAUCUCGGAUUCACUUCCCCACAUCAAUCAGUCGACAACGAAGAGGUUGUCGCUUUUCACACGAGCUGAGCAGAAAGAAAUUAACCGAGCCAAAUCCAUGAAGCAAUUGCCAGAUCUCAGUCUUAUUGUGGCCGGGAAGAUAGGUGCCAAGAAAGGUGCUUCCGGAAGCAAAGUGGGUCCCCCGGGGGCAGAGGUCGCUGCUGCUGCUCCCGUUGCUGCCGAGCAAGCGCUCACUGGCGGCUCUUCCCAGAGAAAGAACUCAAGGAAGAAGAAGAAAGAUGUCGAGGCUCGGGGGGAGCCUAAUGAGGAAGGGAACGUCGAGCAAACCGGCGCGGGUGGUACCUCCAAGAAGGGAGGUAAGAAGAGGAAGGCCGGGGAUCCGCCUACAGAGGAUGCUCCCAAGAAGAAGAAGAUGAAGAAGAAAGACUUCACUCUGCCCCGCCCAUCCUCUGUCUGUGAAGAGGAACUUCAGGUUCUGGUCCCUGAAGCUGUCUCCGAGGUUAGAACCUCUGAUGAUGAUGAGGAUGAGACCGUCGCAUUACGUCUGGGGAGGUGGGAGAGACGGACUGUUGAUGAAGGGUCUCGUGGAGCCUUUGCGGAUGAUCGGGACAUCUCGGAGACUUCGAGGAAAUCACCAGUCUCCGAGGGACAACGAGGCCGCUUGCUCGACGAGUCUCCUGCUCGUAUUGCAGAGGGAUCCGAGACCCGUGUGUCCGGACGUCCCAAGGAAACCCCGGAAGAUGGAUUUAAAUUUGAGUUCGAUCGUGGGCUUCCAUUGACCUUUCACCCGGAAGAUUGUGGUCGUUUACUGCAGCUGAUUAAGGGCGGUCCCGACCAGCUUCCUCCGGUGAGAGAUCUCGUUUUUAAGGACGAGUAUGAACACGCCACUUGCUCGUCUGUAAAAAGUCAAGGCGAUUCGAACGUACUCGUCGAAAAGUACGACACGGCGCUGAAGCGAGCAAAAGAGAAGAUUCACGAGGGCGAGGAAGCGAGGAAGAAGGCCGAGGAGGCUCUCCGGGCUGCAGUGCGAGAUAAGAGUGAUGCAAUUGCUCGGGAAAAGGCGCUCAGGAAGGCGUUCGACGAGACAAGGACGGCUGAUGCGGCUGACUUGCAACUAAGAAAGAAGUCCAUGAAGGACCUCGAAUCCGUGGUGGAUAAGUUGGGGAAGGAAAAGGCUGAUCUUGAGAAGGUGAGGGCCGCGGAAUCACUGAAGCACACCGAGGAGAUGAACAGACUUCGUAAAUCUCGCAAAUACGAAGUUACGCACGAGAGGAUCCGUGUGAUGAUUGCUAUGAUCGCCAAAGCUGAAAAACACUUUCAUCGGAUUUCUCUUCGCGAAGAUCAAAGGGACAAAUACGAUGAUGCUCGGUGCCUGUACAGCCAAGCUUUCGGGACGAGGAAAUGUCUUGAGCAGAUCAAGGACUUGGGAAUUGAAAUCCCGCAAGAGACCAUUGAUACUUUCGCCGAGCAAGAGGAGCAUUAUGAGCGGGAAGCAACUCGUUUGGAGGUUAAGGAGAUUCCGGUGGAAGAUCUUCGCCUUUCUCCGCUAGUGUUGGAAUCUCGAGGGGAUGCCUACGUACCUCCGAGGAGGAUCAAGCCUUUCGUAGUUCGUUUUGGCCCGAGCAAAAACGACUUGGUAGUCAUUUACUUGGACGAGUAG
Messenger RNA from Brassica oleracea var. oleracea, 2454 nucleotides. RefSeq lists its product as uncharacterized. The coding region runs from base 1 to 2454 and encodes 817 amino acids. The transcript has 4 exons. The record is from RefSeq and is a predicted model, not a curated record. Lineage: Eukaryota; Viridiplantae; Streptophyta; Magnoliopsida; Brassicales; Brassicaceae.